GAAAAACUCUACAUGACCUGAAGCUAUUAAGAUCAGAUAUUCAUACAGAGACUGUUUACUUUGGCUUAACAUUUAAGUUUGAUAAAUUUACAGGUCACUCCCUAAGACUAGAGCCUGACAAAUAGAUCUAUAAGAAGUCAUUGAGAGCUACAGCCGAAUGCUUACUUCUGAAUAUCCAAACAAAUCCCUGACUCCUGUUCUGCUUCAGCAAGGCAUUAAAAUGAGUUUUGAGUCCAGAGGAUCCUCCCUUUAAUUCCACAAAUUAGACAGUAGACACUAACACCUAGAGUUAAUCCCUGAAUUCCAUGCCAAGUUGGUUCUGUGUGUAUAAAAAGCCUGGAGUGUAAGUUGGCAGUCACUAAGCUAAGGUGAAGGAGCAUCCAGAUCAUCUCCCAACACUGAAGCAUCAUGGAGUCCAGAGCAUCUCUCUCCAUUCUAGCCUUGCUUAUUGGCUUCACACAAGCCCUCUAUCUCAACCAACCCGAGCACGUGGACAUCACGUCAAGGAUUCUCACCAUCAACAACGGAUCCAGCAAAGAGUUGUUGGAGGGAGACAUACUCUUGCCCAGAAGCAGGAAUGCUCUGGACUGCAGUGACAACAGCUGCUUUUGGAAGAAGUCCUCAAAUGGCCUAGUGCAGGUGCCUUACGUAUUGAGCAAGGUUUUCUCUUCCUCUGACAGGACUGUUAUUACCAAUGCCAUGGCUUCCUUCCACAACAAAACCUGCGUCCGUUUCGUUCCCAGGACAAAUCAAACUGAUUACCUCAGCAUAGAGAGUCAAGAUGGAUGCUACUCUUAUAUAGGCAAAGCAGGUGGUGCUCAGGUGGUCUCUCUCGACAGGUCGGGUUGUGUUUACUACGGCAUCGCCGAGCACGAGCUAAACCAUGCACUUGGUUUCUACCACGAGCAUUGUAGGAGUGAUCGCGACAGGUACGUGACCAUCAACUGGGAAAACAUCGAUCCAUCCUCACAGUCUAGUUUUAAGCUGAGGAACACCAACAACCUCAACACGACGUACGACUACUCUUCUGUGAUGCAUUAUGGAAGAACAUUUUUCUCCAUCAACGGUCUGGACACCAUCACUCCCAUUCCCGAUCCGUCAGUGGAGAUCGGACAGAGAAACGAACUGUCUGCCAUCGACAUCCGGAGGAUCAACAAGCUCUACAAAUGCUGAAAUUCUUCAGAAAUGUUGACUUAAACUUUGCUGUAACAUUGUGUAACUGCCAAAAAUAGAUGACCCAGUAAUGACAUCAUUGCUGUGCUAACAAAAUAUGGAAUCCUACAAUAAAAUGG
Molecule: messenger RNA, 1292 nt
Organism: Tachysurus fulvidraco (yellow catfish)
Lineage: Eukaryota; Metazoa; Chordata; Actinopteri; Siluriformes; Bagridae
Product: hatching enzyme 1.2-like
Exons: 4
Coding region: 409-1173 (254 amino acids)
Biological process (GO): proteolysis
Molecular function (GO): zinc ion binding; metalloendopeptidase activity
Source: RefSeq, a predicted model, not a curated record